Molecule: messenger RNA, 2337 nt
Organism: Vitrella brassicaformis
Lineage: Eukaryota; Vitrellaceae
Source: the annotation of a GenBank genome assembly
CAUCGGGAGUGUGAUGACGGCUCACUUGCUCUUUCCUAAGGGAGAGAAUGGCAGGGCGUCGUCUACGCCUACACGACCGUGCAUUUCUCCGACACCUCGACCAGUACCAUCCCCGAACGUCACUCGGUGACGUAUGUGUUGGCGAUUGCGUUGUCCGAGAAUGACGAACCCCACAGGUAAGCGGAAUGGGGGUCAGUGAGUGAUUGACGGUGGAAGAUGGGUCGGUUGCUGUUUGCUUCCUCUUUCUUCUUUUAGAUUCUACCAGUGGUCGGGGCCGAUCGCUCGCCUCAUCACUGCUUACAUCCCUCCCGGCCUAUUCAUCGGGUUACCCGCAUAGCAGUGGAACAAAAUUGCCGAGUACUUAGUCGCGUACAAGGCUAUGUGCCUCUUCAAGAACCAAGUGCUCGACACCAAUCAGGUAAGUCAGACACCCUCAUAACAUUGUAAUCCGUGUUCAUUCGUUGUUUCGCGUGCCCCUGCAUCUGAUGGUCCGAGUGGUCAUCCAUACGCUAGUCCAUGAUGUCUCUCCUGAGUGGAUUUCUCAGCAUGAGCCCCUAGGUCUCCCACUGCUAGGCGUGCCCUACAACGGCCGGAGCUUCGACAUCCACAACGCAGAGGUGUAUGAGCUGAAGGGCGACCGCUACUUCAACCCAAAGAGACAGCUCGUCGAGUUGCACUCAAAGUCGGCCUCCCUUAAGACACAACACACAAUAGUCUGCCCACAGAUAAGUAAAUGUGAAUGUGUGCAUUCUUUUAGGUGCCACCCUUGCUUUGCGGUGUGGCGGAUGCAGCUCCGCUAUGGCGAGAGUGGCCGUGACCUCUACAAUCGUACUCCACACGAUCAGUCACAUACACAUACACGUCCCUCGGUGUUGCCAACAUCAAACGGGGAACAGGAGACAGAGAGUGGGAGGUCUCUAAGAGGGCACGCUCAGCCCGCAUCAGCAUCAUCGAAUGACCGUGCAAUUGCGACCGUGGGCGGCGGUCAGAUGGACUUCGAGUCAUCGGAAGACUUCAAGAUGAGUCACAUCAGGUGCUGGUACAAUGUCAUGUGUGCUGUUUUGCAGCGCUAUUCGACAGACUCCAGAUCCCUAUCAGCUUUAUGCCGGUUCUCACCGGCCCCCCCCCUUCGCUCGACUCCUCCAUACUCUCUUGGUACGUCUCUUGGUCAAGGGCAUCGGCGCGAAAACCUUAUGCAUGAUCGCUCUGGUAGACGAUCAUGGAAUGGCCUCCUCUUAUUCACACAGCUCUGUCGUUGUUCUGGGUUGUCUUCAGUUGUUCGUCUUUAGACGAACGGACAGCAUCUGAAAGACGAAAACAAACUGGGCGGGAUCUAUGUGCCCUCUCGUUUGGCGUUUCAGUCCUCGGCGGAGAUGGGUUUGCAGCGUAAGGAGACUCAUAAGAAGACGCGUGAUGUUGUGUGUUAUGUGUCACCCCUUUCAAACCGGCAUGUGGUGUAAUGCAGCGCAAGUGCAGGACCAGCACAUGCUCCGCUUCUUGCUCGGCAACUACAACAAAGAGGCAAAGCAACUGCACGACAACGGAACAAUAUCAACAAUAUCGCCGAGAAGAUUGUAAAAGAGUUCUUAAAGAGCAGAACCGGUCAGAUAGCACUGGAAGAAUGAUACAUGUAGACUGAUCAUAUGUUCUGCGUGUGUGUCUAUGUGUACACAGGACCGGCUUUAGUACGCCAUCAGGCUCCUGGAUGCUAGAAGGAAAGCAUUCAUUGUCAAGAUGGCUGAAGUGCAGAUCGAAGAGGAUGUGAAAAGCUCAAGACCAUAAGGCUUUUCUACUUCACAGAGAAGCUACACGACAUCCGUAAGGAAAAGGACUCGUGCAAAAACGAAGUGCGAGCCAUUGAUGAGAAAGGUACGUGUCGGUGUGAAGGGGGAGAAAGGUACGUGUCGGUGUGAAGGGGGAGAAGUGUUCAUCGUGGACCUCGUUUUGCAGGCCUCAACCUCCUUAUUGACGCGACAAAACCUAGGAGCAUGAGUAAAUAAUCACGCACAUAGAUGCGGAAACAAGAUCAUACGGCUGUGCACUCAUUCUUCUUCUGCGCAGUGACGGUGAUUUCAGGCGACCGGAAUGUCGAACGAGCCGGUCGCGACAAUGCAAUGAUUUGUCUCCUAUUGACCCUCCCACAGAGGAAUGAAGCAAUGGAUUCAUCAUAGCUACAAAUAGACAUCCAUUAUAGCGUCUCAUACAUCCAAGUCACGGCUACCCUCUCCCCCUCCGUAGUUUUUCUAUGAGUGCGGCGCGUGCUUAUGUCUGUUUGCUUAUGUCUGUUUGCAUUCAUGUGUCUGAGUGUGCAUCUGGGUGUGCACGUUUGUAUGUGAG